Messenger RNA from Leptosia nina, 3705 nucleotides. The record is from the annotation of a GenBank genome assembly. Lineage: Eukaryota; Metazoa; Arthropoda; Insecta; Lepidoptera; Pieridae.
AUGUGCAAUCGUGCUGGUGUCGCAUUACUGCUAUUUUUAUCAUUCGAGUCCACGUAUUUUGCGGCCAACGCUCAACAUGUACCCAAUAGCCGUAUUUCGUUCAACACAGUACAGGGUUGGGGAGUUAAACUCGGUACUGAGUUAUAUCAUUUUGGAGAAUUUAUCACAAGAAAGAAGGAGGUUGAGGAUAGUUGGAAGUCAGCGCAAAUAGAAUCCAGGGAUGGGGAAAAGCUGGUACAGAGUAUGGGGGACGAUAUUCGGGCGAUGAUGGAGUUAAAAAUAAGUGCCGUCAAAAGGAUAGUGGAAGCGGCGGAGAACAUGGCUUUUGACAAACAGAACGAGCCGGUGCCAGAAGACUUUCAGUUCUAUAAUAGUAAAGAAAUGGAAGAUUUAAUGGAUGACUCUAUAACAACGACGCCGGAGCCCGAAUUCAAUAUGGAAAACUGGAUCGUUCGUCCACCAUCCAAGAAUGCAAACCUUCAGCAGAAUCAUCAUUUCUCUAGCAUACCUGUUAAUAUAAAUAUCAGUAGCGUACAUGUGCCAACUAAUGUUUAUGCUUGGGCACCAGAAGUUAUCAAAGGAAUCCAUUGGUCCGAAGGUUUAGACACUCACUUUAUCAACAAUUAUCAAAGUGAUCCUACACUAUCGUGGCAGUACUUUGGGAGUUCUACUGGGUUCAUGAGGCAUUACCCUGCGAUGAAGUGGCGAGCCGACCCAGUUGACAUAUAUGACUGUCGGACAAGAGCUUGGUAUAUGGAAGCAGCGGCGAGUCCAAAAGACGUCAUAGUACUUGUAGAUCGCAGUGGCUCAAUGACCGGACAGAGAAGAGAUAUAGCUAAACACGUUGUGACGAACAUCUUAGAUACACUGGGGAAUAACGAUUUCGUUAACGUGAUGACUUUUGCUGAUACUGUGGAGGAAAUUGUACCAUGUUUUGAGGAUUCUUUAGUGCAGGCGACGUUGGGAAAUAUUCGAGAAUUUAAAUUGGCAUUAGAAAACUUUGAGACAAUGGAAAUAGCUAACUUUUCAGCAGCGCUCACUAGAGCUUUUGACCUUCUUGAAAUCUAUAGAAAUAAUAGUGGUGGAGCAAAUUGCAAUCAGGCAAUAAUGCUAGUAACAGAUGGCGUGCCAUAUAACUACAAGGAAAUAUUUGAAAAGUACAAUUGGAAAUAUGACACGCCAGUACGAGUGUUCACGUACCUGAUAGGUCGCGAGGUAAAGGUGGCAGAUGUAAGAGAAGUGAAGUGGAUGGCUUGUGCGAACAGAGGAUACUAUGUCCAUCUCAGCACUUUAGCGGAAGUACGAGAGAGAGUGUUGGAACAUGUCAACGUUUUAGCAAGACCGCUCGUGUUGCAAAGGGAGAAGCAUCCGGUUGUUUGGACUCCGGUUUACGCAAAUGUUACGGAUCCAAAAGUGGCCGAUUAUUUGUGGGAGCAACGCGAGCGGGCAGAGCAAAAAGAACGAUUUAUGAGCCAACGGCGAGACAAAGCGUUAUUUAAUUCGGAAAAAGAACAGACGAGAAGAUGGAAAAUUACUCAGAUGAAACAAGGUCAAUACAGUGAGAUAGGAAACUCGCAAUAUCAACUUAUGACCUCAGUCUCUAUGCCCGUGUACGACUUACGACACAAUGAGAUGCGUAUAGCUAGAUUGUUAGGAGUGGCCGGAACAGAUGUGCCACUCUCUGAAAUACAGGCUCUCAUGACUCCUUACAAGGUCGGAGUAAAUGGUUACGCGUUCAUGGUAACAAACAACGGCUACAUUUUAAUACACCCAGAUUUGAGGCCAGUGUUUCAACAAAUACUGAAACCCAGUUAUAACAGCGUAGACAUGAUUGAAGUUGAACUGUUUGAUGAUGAUAGAACUCCUAGGAACUUCAGUAAGGAACUAACGGCGCUGCGGCAGGAUAUCAUUGAUCAAAAGACAGGGAACAAAAUUAUGAAUGUCAAAUAUCAUAUGGAUGACAUGAAAAGGGUAUCGCGUGGCAAGAAACACUACUUUUGGACUGGUAUUAGCGAUUCUCCGUUCACUCUAGUAGUGGCUAUUCCUGAGAACUAUGGCAGGCAUAGAAUCACUCCGCCCCCAACGGACGAUAUACAUAGACUUUCCCUCACCUCAAAGAAUAUAUCAGCCAGGCAGUAUCUCUCUGAUAAGUGGAGUGUUCAUCCUGAUUGGUUGUAUUGCCGUCACUAUGAAAGAACAUUUUCCACACCAGAGGAGGAGCUCCUAUACUUCUUAGAACGGGUUGCCAAGCCAGGUUGGCGCUGGCCAGCCAAGCCACGCCCCCCAGAACAUCACAAGAACAAGCAAGGCCAUGGGCAUAACGGCUCCGUAGAGGGAGAAAGAAAUAAAGCAGCACAGAGGAACGAGUAUUACUGUGACCACGGACUCAUGCAAGCUCUAGUCUAUGAUGCACGAAACACAGCGUGGUUUAACAAGAGCAUUUCAGAUUCGGCUUCGGAUGACAAAGCGGCGGAGUUCAUACAACGAUUUGGAUACAUCGUAGCUUUCUUGGCGACGCACGGCGGUCUAACAAGAUGGCAGACCCAUCCACCAAAGGAUCACGAUGACAGAGUUGAAUUCGGUAAACAAUGGCCGCGCGCGAUCGACGAAGUCUGGUAUCGUCGUGCCGUAGAACAGCAUUACGUAGACCCUCUCAGUUACGUGUACAGCGUGGAUAUGAAUACUGAGAAAUUCCCGCUGAAUGUCAGCGCUGCCUUGGUGACGGCGGCGCACGCCGUCUUCCACAGCGAUGGACACCGGAAGGCACCGGCUGCUGUUGUUGGCUUUCAAUUUAAACAUGAGAGAUUGACUGAGUGGUUCGACAAUAUUACAUCUUCAUGUGAGCACAGCAAAGAUUGCGUGACUUGUGCGUCUGAGGAAUGGGACUGUUAUUUGGUUGACAAUAAUGGAUGGAUAGUGGUAAGCAAGGACAGCACUCAGACGGGACAAUUCUUUGGAAAGAUUCGACCAGACAUAAUGUCCAAAAUGAUAGAAGAUGAGGUUUAUAAAACUGUUCACGUGAUUGAUUACCAGGCAGUGUGCUUUAGGGAGAAGAAGGUUACGAAUCCAGCAUCUACGAUACGAACACCCAUAGACAACUUGCGGCUCAUUAUGUCAUGGUUCGUUACAACAACAACGUGGUUCUACAACUCUGUGUCGUUGUCUAUGGCUCAGUCCAGCUACUCAUUCGACGAUGUGUCCUAUCAGAAUUACGAGAACGACGAGGACACAGAUGACCUGUCAAUGUCAAAGCCCCCGACGAGAACUCACGAAAGGGACUUCGAAAAGCUAGUCCUAAUAAACAGGACGCGACCGACGCCCUGCGACAGAGAAAUGUUCUUAUACCAAAUGGACUAUACGAACUUGGACGCCAAAUUGAAUAAACCGUUAAACGAAUGCAAUAGGCCUUUCUACGCCCAGCUUGUGAACUAUACAAAUAUGCUGUUGGUCGUUGUGGAUGCGAUGUGCGCAAAGAAAGAUGUAUCAAUAUUAUCUAUAGACCCUAGCGAGGUCCAGUACAAUGAAUCGUUGCCAUGCUUGAAACAUAAGCAUCCGUUAUAUAGGAAACAACCGGCUUCGUGUAUUAGGAAUCAUACAGAGGAAAGCAAUAUUGACAUGUGUGGAAGAGGGAGUUUGCUCAACAGGAAUAUUUUAUGGCUACCUUUCACUAUGCUUAGCCUUUUAUGGAUCAAAAUAAUAUUUUAA